This is a messenger RNA of Aricia agestis (brown argus), 1307 nucleotides long. Its product is annotated as fork head domain-containing protein FD4-like. Gene Ontology annotation, biological process: cell differentiation; regulation of transcription by RNA polymerase II; anatomical structure morphogenesis. Gene Ontology annotation, molecular function: DNA-binding transcription factor activity, RNA polymerase II-specific; RNA polymerase II cis-regulatory region sequence-specific DNA binding. The coding region runs from base 76 to 846 and encodes 256 amino acids. The record is from RefSeq and is a predicted model, not a curated record. The transcript has a single exon. NCBI's taxonomy places the organism in Eukaryota, Metazoa, Arthropoda, Insecta, Lepidoptera, Lycaenidae.
CCUCGAACCGUUGUGACGUGAACGUACGUGUGUCGAGUAUUGAUUAUUCUUUAGCAUCGAAAACCGGUCGAGGAAAUGCCGCGACCGUCGCGCGAGUCGUACGGGGAUCAGAAGCCACCAUACUCCUACAUCUCCCUCACCGCCAUGGCGAUUUGGAGCUCGCCCGAACGGAUGCUGCCGCUGUCAGAGAUAUAUCGCUUUAUCAUGGAUCGGUUCCCGUAUUAUCGACGAAACACUCAGCGCUGGCAGAACUCCCUGCGACACAACCUCUCGUUCAACGAUUGUUUCGUGAAAGUGCCCCGGCGGCCGGACCGGCCCGGCAAGGGCGCCUACUGGACGCUGCACCCGCAGGCCUUCGACAUGUUCGAGAAUGGCUCGCUGCUUCGGCGCAGAAAGAGGUUUAAGCUGCAAAAGGGGGAGAAAGACAACUUGAAUGCUGAACUGGCGGCUCUCGCGAGUUUCAACAGAGCCUUUCUUGCUCGUCAAGCUGGAGCCCAACCUCCUCCGCCACCGCUGCCGACCGCGACGCUGUACACGCCAACGAUGUGUCCGCAGCUGAGCCCGGAGCCGGCGGAAUUACCCGAGAUGACGUCAGCGACAGUGCUGCCCCGGGAGCGGCCGCGGCGGGCGUUCACGAUCGAGGCGCUCCUGGAGCCGGAGCCGCCGCGGGCGUCGCCGUCGCCGCCGCAGAUUAUGAUGCCGGCGGUGCAGGCGAUGCCGCGGCUGGAGUUCGUGCCGUCGCCGUACGUGCUGGCGGCGCAGCGCUACCAGGCGGAGCUGCUGCAGGCGGCGGCGCACGCGCUGCGUCCGUGCUACCUGCCGCCGCCGCCGCUGCCAGUCGCGUGACACCCGCGCUCCGUUGGAACCUGCUCCAAUAUCUCGUGCAAUGCUAGGCUGUAAGUACAGAAUUCAAAGACUUUUGUAGACUAUCGAUAAAUGUAAAUAAAAUAAAUUAUAUACGAAGUAGAAAAUUAUAUAACAAGUGUUAAACCUCAAAGAUCGAACCAUUUCUACGAGUAUUCGGUGUUCAACAUGAUAUUAAGAAGCAUUUAGCGACGGCAAAUUUGAAGCUGUGAAAUGUUACAACAAUAACUAGGUACGUUCGCCAAGCUAUUAAUACUAAUUUUAGUGAUCUCAUGUGUAUGUCUGAUCGUGUUUGUAGAAUAUGUUAUCAUUAUAAUAUUUAUUAAUGUACUAAAUGUGUCUAUCGAAAACUGUGUAAUAACUGUGAAUGUAGGGCAAACAGUAAACACUUCUCAUCCUUUGAUGAAAACUGUUAAUUAUUUAUUUCUUGUUGCUUUUGUAUA